GGCAGUAAUGAGCAUAAAAAGUCGCUUUUCAGCAGCUAUAAAAAGGCCAGAAGAAGCAUCCUUCCAUCUUCACGAUUGCUUCAUGAUUAUGCCUACAGGCUUCCUCGUCGCAGUCCGAAAUGUCUGAACUUGUGGAAGUCAACUCUGGUUUAGUGUCGCCCUCCUCUUUAAAUGCCAACACCCAGGAAGACUCCAUCACUCCGGCUGCUCCGGCCUCUCCGGGCGGCGAGGACUACCUGUUUGUGGAGGCCAGACACCCCAACACCGUCCUGCAGGGCCUCAACACCUUGCGGCUCUACAAUGCCUUCUGUGACGUUACUCUGUGUUGUGGCGGACAGGAGUUCCCCUGUCAUCGCAUCGUGCUGGCUUCCUUUAGCUCUUACUUUCAGUGUUCUUCACCCUUGCAGACCAUGUUCACCACUGACCUGAAGGAGUCCAAGCAGGAGCGGGUGGCCAUCAAUGGAGUUGAGCCACAGAUGAUUGGCAUGCUGGUGAGCUAUGCCUAUACAUCAGAGGUCUACAUUUCCAAAGCAAAUGUCCAGGCACUGCUGGCCGCAGCCAACCUGCUGGACGUGAUGGCCGUACGUGAGGCCUGCUGUCGUUUCAUGGAGCGUCAGAUGGACGAGAUGAACUGCGUGGGGAUCCACUGCUUUGCUGAAGCCCAUUCGUGUAAGCAGCUGGAGAAACGAAGCAUGGACUACAUUCUUGAGCACUUCAGCUGCGUCUGUCAACAGGAGGAGUUCCUGUCACUGUGUGUGGACAAGCUGACAGAAAUUCUGGCCAGUGAUGACGUCAACGUGUCCAGCGAGGAGCUGGUGUUCGAAGCUGCCAUGCUGUGGCUAAAUAAAUGUCCAUCCCGCAAGCAGAGCUUUGACAAGGUCCUGGAACACGUCCGUCUGCCCCUCAUCAGCCCUUACUACCUCCAUGAUGUAAUAGAGUCUCUGGAUGUAGUGAAGGAGAACCAGGGCUGCCAGAGGCUCAUCUCUGAAGCCAAAGACUACCUGCUGCUGAAGGACCGCCGCAGGGAGCUCUUCUGUCCCCGGACACGACCACGGAGAUCCACAGGAGCAUCCGAAGUCAUCAUAACAGUUGGUGGGGAGGAUGACAAGGUGGUGCUGCGUAGCGUGGAGAGCUUUGAUCCCAUGACCAAUAAGUGGAAGAACCUCGCCUGCCUACCCUUCGCUGUGAGCAAGCACGGCCUGGUGGUGUCUGAUUCCACCCUGUAUUUAGCAGGAGGGGAGUUUCCUGACGGCUCGGCCAGCAGGGAGCUGUGGCGCUACGACCCGUGCUUCAACUCCUGGAUGGAAAUGGCUCCCAUGAAUGUUGCUCGCUCUGAACUUGGCCUUGUGAUGCUGGACGGUUUCGUCUAUGCGGUGGGCGGCUGGGAAGGGCGCUAUCGUUUGGCCUCAGUUGAGUGCUACAACCCUCACACCAACUCCUGGCAGUUUACAGAGUCAGUCAAGAUGGCCGUCACAAGCCCUGCUGUGGUGGCCCUGGAUGGUCUGCUCUAUGUAACUGGUGGAGCGGUUCUGGAGGAUGGCGACGGCACAGAUCUCACACAGGUGUACAACCCUAAAACCGCAACAUGGACGGAAGUUUCCCCGAUGCAGAUUCCUCGUUCUGGUUCAGCAGCUUGUACGCUGAAAGGAAAGAUUUAUGUUAUAGGUGGGUGGCACGCCUCAAAGGAAAACACGGACAAGGUGGAGUGUUACAAUCCUAAGACAAACCAGUGGACCAUGUGCUCGCCCAUGAAAGAACGACGCUACCGGCCCGGUGCUGCCGUGCUAGAUGGAAAGAUCUACGUCCUGGGAGGAGAGGAAGGAUGGGACAGAUACCACGACACGAUCGAGAGGUUCUGCGAUGUGACCGACACGUGGGAGAUCGUCGGGGAGUUGCCCACCAGUCGCAGCUGGCUCAGCUGUGUGUCGCUCCUUCUGAGGAAGGACAUUCACUGCAACAUCUGCCCCAGUAAGCCAAACGACGAGUAAAAGAGUGACACCCACUCUCCAUGGGGACAUGGCACUACGAAGUUCACAGCUGUAUUUUUGUAUCAUUAUCUGGAGAUGUAUUUAUUUGUGAAUGACUGAAUGCUUAAGAAAAAUGUUGCUGUAUGGGCCAAAGAAUCAAAUUGUGAAUAUUUUUGGAAUGGUACCUAUGCUUGUAUUAAACAUGUGUUGUUUUUAAUAACUAUUGACUUUUUGUUUUGUAAUUAAUGUCAUAUUACUGUAAUAAAAUAUCUUAAAUGCC
Messenger RNA from Dunckerocampus dactyliophorus (ringed pipefish), 2247 nucleotides. RefSeq names its product kelch-like protein 20. The coding region runs from base 120 to 1988 and encodes 622 amino acids. Gene Ontology annotation, molecular function: protein binding. The record is from RefSeq and is a predicted model, not a curated record. The transcript is spliced from 12 exons. NCBI's taxonomy places the organism in Eukaryota, Metazoa, Chordata, Actinopteri, Syngnathiformes, Syngnathidae.